AGUAAGUCACCUGCGUUAGGAAGUCAAGAUGUUUGCGGUCCAUUUGCUGUCCUUCUACUUUUCAAAGCUUCAGGAGGAUCAGGUCAAGAAGGUAGACCGAUAUCUGUACGCAAUGCAUCUGUCAGAUGAUCAGCUCGCGGAUAUAUCAGCUCGGUUUCGACGGGAGAUGGAGAAAGGACUGUCAAAUGAGAGCAAUGCUACAGCUGCAGUGAAGAUGCUGCCGACCCACGUUUAUUCCACACCUGAUGGCUCAGAGAAGGGUGAGUUUCUGGCACUGGAUCUGGGGGGUUCAAAAUUUAAGGUGCUACAGGUGAAGGUUUCAGAAGAUGGGAAGGGGAAAGUCCAGAUGGAGAGUGAAACCUUUCCCAUCCCUGAAGAGAUCCUUAAUGGCAGAGGAACUGAGCUUUUUGAGCAUGUAGCAGAAUCUUUGAAGUCUUUUCUACAGCAACACCACAUUAAUCACACAAGAAAACCUCUCGGCUUCACCUUCUCUUUCCCAUGUGUGCAGUCCAAAAUAGAUGAGGGUGUCUUGCUGUCAUGGUCAAAGAAUUUCAAGGCUAGAGGUGUUCAAGGGAACAAUGUGGUGCAGUUAUUACGGAAAGCCAUUCAAAAAGUUGGGGAUGUUGACGUGGAUGUCCUGGCUAUGGUCAAUGACACAGUGGGGGCCAUGAUGACCUGCGGAUAUGAUGACCAGAACUGUGAGGUGGGGGUUAUUAUAGGUACCGGCACUAAUGCUUGCUACAUGGAGGAAAUGCGACACAUUGAUCUGGUGGAAGGAGAUGAAGGCAGGAUGUGUAUUAAUACUGAAUGGGGAGCAUUUGGAGAUGAUGGUGUGCUUGAUGAUUUCAUUACAAGCUUUGACCGUGAAAUUGAUGCCGCCUCAAUUAAUCCAGGAAAACAGCUGUAA
Molecule: messenger RNA, 907 nt
Organism: Sinocyclocheilus grahami
Lineage: Eukaryota; Metazoa; Chordata; Actinopteri; Cypriniformes; Cyprinidae
Product: putative hexokinase HKDC1
Exons: 7
Coding region: 29-907 (292 amino acids)
Biological process (GO): glucose metabolic process; intracellular glucose homeostasis; glucose 6-phosphate metabolic process
Cellular component (GO): cytosol; mitochondrion
Molecular function (GO): fructokinase activity; glucokinase activity; D-glucose binding
Source: RefSeq, a predicted model, not a curated record